Molecule: messenger RNA, 14346 nt
Organism: Lepus europaeus (European hare)
Lineage: Eukaryota; Metazoa; Chordata; Mammalia; Lagomorpha; Leporidae
Gene: UNC13B
Product: unc-13 homolog B
Exons: 40
Coding region: 256-13143 (4295 amino acids)
Biological process (GO): presynaptic dense core vesicle exocytosis; dense core granule priming; synaptic vesicle maturation
Cellular component (GO): presynaptic membrane; neuromuscular junction; plasma membrane
Molecular function (GO): phospholipid binding; syntaxin-1 binding; calcium ion binding
Source: RefSeq, a predicted model, not a curated record
UGGCGCCGCGGUGCCGCGCCCAGUCCCCCGCUAGCCAGCCGGUACUCGCCGCCGUCCCGAGUUUGCUCGGACGGUGAGAUUGGGGAAGGGUGUGAGGGAGCGGAGGGACGCUGCCUGCGACUGGGACCAUGCUGAGCGGCCGGACCCGUGGGGCGGGUAGCGGGAGCAGCCGCCGCACCUGCUGAGAGGAAAGAGCGAGCGGCCCGGUGCGGCGGCGAGGCUGGGGCGCGGCGGAGGCUGGCCCGCGCCUCGGCCAUGUCACUGCUCUGCGUGCGCGUUAAAAGAGCCAAAUUCCAGGGUUCACCAGAUAAAUUUAACACGUAUGUGACCCUGAAAGUGCAGAAUGUGAAGAGCACAACUGUAGCAGUCCGUGGUGAUCAACCUUGCUGGGAACAAGAUUUCAUGUUUGAGAUUAGUCGCCUGGACCUGGGUCUGAGUGUGGAGGUAUGGAACAAAGGACUGAUCUGGGACACCAUGGUGGGCACCGUGUGGAUUGCACUGAAGACUAUUCGUCAGUCGGAUGAGGAAGGGCCUGGGGAGUGGUCUACAUUGGAGGCAGAGACAUUAAUGAAAGAUGAUGAGAUCUGUGGAACUAAAAACCCAACUCCUCAUAAAAUUUUGCUUGAUACAAGAUUUGAGUUGCCUUUUGAUAUCCCAGAAGAGGAAGCCAGAUAUUGGACCUACAAAUUGGAGCAAAUAAAUGCCUUAGGAGAUGACGAUGAGUAUUCUAUUCAAGAAGAAAACCAGAGGAAGCCAUUGCCCACUGCUGCCGCCCAGUGUUCUUUUGAAGACCCUGAUAGCGCCGUCGAUGACCGAGACAGUGACUAUCGAAGUGAGACCAGCAAUAGCAUCCCGCCUCCUUACCACACAACUUGCCAGCCCAACGCUUCUGUGCACCAGUUCUCUGUGCCGGUGCGACUGCCACAGCAGCAGCUGCUUCAGGGUGGCUCCCGGGACUCUUGUAAUGACUCUAUGCAAAGUUCUGACCUCGAUUAUCCGGAGCGGCGAGCCCUCAGAUAUCCUCAGAAAUAUGAUACAAUAGAUAGGAGAAGAAAAAAGAAAUCCUUAUACAAUUAUUUCGAAGAUACUAAAAGAAGGCAAUAUGUUGAUAGAUAUGGCACUAAGACCAGCUUUGAAAAUAUUAUUGAUACUAAAAAAUAUAACCUAUGCGACAUUAAGAAGAAACAACAUUAUCCAGUUUUGCUCCCCUACAAAAAUGGAUUUGUGGUUAAGAGUGACAUGUGGCCCAAUCUGUUAGAAAGUCAUGAUUAUGAUAGGCCUGGUUAUUUAAGCGACUGUGAAAAGUCAUCAGGUGCAAACCAGCAUGACACUAAUUUCACUACACUGGAUAUUCUUGAAGAUUCUACUAGUAGUAGUUCUGAUGAACUUCUAGUUUCCUCCACUUGUGAUAAGCAAGAAAGUUUAUUGUCACCAGCAUGGCAUCCAUCCAGUGCCCAUCAUAUUGGUGAUAUCCCUGAAGAAUAUUAUGUAGGAAAUUCAGCCUUACCACUACAAAAGAUGGACUGUGAUGCAAGCACAGUUGGAGAUCUGUCUGGAUGCCCCAUGGAAGAGAUGACCCCUUCCUCUAUGGGGGAUGCCAAGGAAGACUAUGUUGAUACGAUGGAUGAGCUUCAGUGUUUGGUAGAAACGGUGUCAGAAUAUUUAGCAGAGAAAGAAGAGGAGAUUAAUAGAUUUGGUUCCCUUUCAAAAGCUAAAAAUACCCAGAAACAGAGUAAUACUGUUGAUAACACAGAACAGAAAAUGCCUGGGGAUCACAUACCACAUUUAACCAGUGUCGUGAAUGACAAAGACAAGUCCAUCUCUUUCCCUGAACUGAGUGGGGUCAAGUGUGCUGUUGGUUCUUUGUUAAGUUCACUCACAGAAAAGGUGGGUUCAGGCACAAAGCAUCUAACAGCCUCUGUGGAAAAGCUGGUACAUUCAGUUCCAGAGAGAACAGAAACUCUUAAUCAAAUAGAGACAGUUAAUUUGGAAUCUAGGUCCAGUGACAAGUCAGUAGUGGAUCAGGAUCUUCCCAUGCAAUCUCCAUUAUCCCCUCAAAGAGUUGUUAUCAAGGAUAUCAGCAAACAUGGCAAAACCUCCGACAGUGAAGGCAAUAAAACUGGUGAUUUAAGCUUUCAGGAUACAACAGAAACUAUUGGAAGGGACUCGGCUCCCCAGAGUCAGAGUUCAGUUAUUAAGUCUGUUUUCAGCCUGCUGAAUCCGUUAAAGAUCUUUUCAGAAAAGGAGGAAACAAAAAAAGAUGACCCAAGCAAGCCCCUGAGGAAGGAAAGUUUUGUUGGGUGUGGUUUAGCGUCUAAUCAAAGUGAAGAAACCUUUAACAAUCACAGUAGUAGUAUAGUUCCUUUAGAAAAGAAAGAUGGAGAAACCACAGAUGGCUUCCAAAUGCCCACAAGGGAGGAUUCGCUGCAGUUUCAAGUGGCCAGUGAACCUCCAGAGGUACCUAGUUCUGCAAGUAAAAAAGGUGAUAUUGAGAAUCUGUUUGAAGGAAAACUCUGUGAGGAUCUUUCUCUUUUACCAGAUAAAACAGAAGUAUGUACCAAAGAAACUUCAGUACCUCUUUGUGUAGCUGGCAGUGUAACUGUAAAAGAAGAGGCUUCUUCGCAGCCAUUAAAGAAUGACAGAGUUACUAAUGAUGAUGAUUUCCUUGAGCCACUCAGAAAAUCGUUUAGCCAGUUUUUGCUCACUUCCCCUGAGAUCUGUUCAAAGGAAACCUUGUCAGAAUCGGUGGACAUUCACCAGCUAGAGGAAGAUGGACGGGAAAGGAGUGCUAAGAAAGAUGGACGGUCUUUUUCCUUUAGUGGAAAACUGCAUAUCCCAUUUUUUAGAGUUCCUAGUCAUUCUGAAAACCAUCAAGAUUUAAAAGAGAAAGGAAGUAUUCUUCCUUUGUUUAAAUUUCCUUUCACCGACAGACAUAACGCUGAUAAUGACCAAAGUUUUCGUGGUUCAGCAGUAACAACUGGUAAUGAGCUGCAAAGAAAUUGCCAUGAAGAUGCCAAACUUACUUCAGUAAAAUCAAAUUCAGCUCCAAAUAUUCAUAAUGAUCUAGGGAAAUUUGGUAGUACAGAGAACUCUAAUAAAAAUGACCAAGUAAAUUGUCCUGUGGGUGCCAAACUUAGUUCAAUAAAAUCUAGUUCAGUUCCCAAUAUUCAUAAUGACCUAGGGAAACUUGACUGUACAGAGGAAUCUAAUAAGAAUGACCAAAUAAGGUGUCCUAAAGAUGCCAAAUUUAAAAUGUCUAAUUCAGCCCUAAAUAAUCUUGGGAAAUUUGGGACUAUAGAGGAAUUAAAUUCAGGUGAUCACACAGCAAUAGAGAAUUAUGAAAGAGAUACCUUAGCCAUCCCUGGAGUUGAACCCAAUGAACAUAUAACUCCAAAUCCUUCAGAAGUUGAGAACCUUACCCAAGUGACAUCUUCAACAGUAUCAGGCUCUUCAUUAGAGUUUAUUUCUGCCAUUUCAAAAUCUACUUUGGUAGAUGACAUUAAUGAAGACAAAGCAGUAGAUAAAACUUCCCAAAAAAGAACGCAAGGAGGGCUCCUUUCUGGCCUUUUUAGCAGGUUUUCUUCUUCUGAAAACUUGUCUAGUCAGCAAGAAUUAAAUUUGAAAAAGGAUGAUUCCCAUCAAAAGAAUAAUACCCCAAACUUGAUCUCUGGAAUAUUUAACUUGAUAUCAAAUAGUAGUGUGAGUGGUUGUAAACCAGGUGAAGCAAAGUUCAUGUCUGUAGGUGAUACUAAAAGCUUGAAUGGAGAUAAGCAUGUAUCCAUGGAUGAAGCCCCUGCUACUUCAUGUAUGACUUCUAAGAACCAGAGGAACUGUGUUGAAAAACAUGAAACUUCUGACUUCAUGAAAAACUUCUCAUCAUUACCUAAAGAAAACAAAGCAUCAUCAGAUGUAUGGGUUGAUAAUCACGGUUGCCCUUCUACAUGGAAAAACCAGCAAGGUGAAAAGCAUUGCUCUUCCUCUGAGAACACAGUACUUCAGUGUGCUCCUAUUGCUGAACAGGGCCUUUUAGAUGAAUCUUUGGCUAAGAGGCCAAUACCAAAUCAUGUUUAUGAAGCAGAAGUCCAUGAAAAUUCAAGUAAAUUAAAUUCACCUAUACUAAGUGCUAACAUUUUAAAUAAAUCAAACCACUCUCAGUCCUUUGAAGGGAUGAACAAUCCUUUGUGUUUUGAAUGGGACUCUGACAUAAAAGAUUCCUCUAAAAAUUCCAGAAAACUUCAGCCAAUUUAUUAUAUGUUGAAUCAAAAUACAUUUCCAUCAGCAGAUGCUUUCUUGUGGCCUGACUCAGAAAACUCAGUAAUAAAUUUUUGCCAAAAAGAUCAAAAUACAAAUAUCUUGGAGUGGAGAACAAAUCCGAACAGUGUCAUUUGGUGUGACUUACCAUAUGAAUCAUCCAACCAUUUAGCAUUUAAUGAAGAUUACUUAUUAAGAGGUGAUAUGUGGGCAGCUAACUCACUAUAUGGAAAUUCUGAUCAUCUUCCAGUUAACAAAAGUAAGAAUUCACUAAAUGAAUUGCCUAUUGAUUUAAGUUGCACUUCAGAUUAUGAGAUUACAUAUCCUGUAGUUGAUCAACAAUCAUUAAGAAUGGAUGAAUACUUUGUUUUUUCAAGUUUUGGUUAUGAAUACCAGGAAUGGUUGUCAUAUCUUGAAAAUGGAAUAUGGUGGCCAUCAGAGGAUGGAAAUUAUGGGUAUUAUAUGUUCCAUGAUGGCCAAUAUAUCUAUUCUAUCCUCACUGAUCCUACUGGUCAGUAUGCAUAUUUAUUUAUACCUGAUUAUACUUAUCCAGAGUAUAUGAGUUGUGAUUUACAGACAAAUGACCCAUCAAAUGUUAUGUUGGAUGACAGUGUUUUUUCUGCCUGUGAUUUUAAAGUACUUGGCAAGAAUGAUGAAAUAUUGUAUGUUGAAGAACAAGCAGUUGAUGAUCCUCUUGAUUUAUCUGUACCUUUGCCAAGAAGUAAAGGACCAUUAUAUCUAAAUUUAGAAAGUUUUUCACAAGUUCUUGAAGAGUCAGGUUAUGACCAAAGGGAUCAACCAUUAGAUUUUUCAGGCUAUAAUCCUCAAAAGUUUAAAGGAAAUUUUAGAUCUUUCAAAGAUAAGCCAUAUGAUUCUGAAAACCUUGAAUAUACUUUAGAUCUCAGAAAUCAGUCCCAAACUAUUAGUAAUCAUAUCUUAAAUAGAGAUCAGCUUAUAGAGAGAUGUGAGAACCAACUUACAGCUAAAGAUUCAUCAGUUCACCUUUCCCUAUCCAAUUGGCUUCAGUCAUCUUCUAAAGAAGCUUCCUCUUUGGUUCAUCCUGAAAUUAUGAACAAAGGCUCACAGCAAGCAGAAGAGACAUCAUCAGUGAACAAGGUGACUCCAGUGUUUUCUGUUUUGGAUGCUUUGGUUAAAAGCACUUUGACUUUUGAUAAAGGUGAAUCCUUAGACUCUUUGGUCAUGCAGAAAAUGGAUCAACAGUCAAAACUAACAGAACUCACAAAUGAUGAUCAUUGGUUGUUAAUCUCAAAUAGGCAAGUAAAGGAUAGCUUCCGAAAGGAGGAAGAAAGUUCUCUUAAGGAUUCAGAGAUUAUAUCUGGUGAUCAGCAAGCAGAAUUUACUGAGAAGAUAAGGCAAGAAUUCCCUUUAAAUCAAAACAGUCAUGCGAAAAAACAAAAUUUGCCAAAAUCUGGCUUCCUGGUAAGUCCUACAACUCCUCAUACAAAAUCAGGGAUAGAAGAUGAUGAAGUUAUUACAACUGAUUCAAGUUCAGAUUUUCUUCCACCACCAAUUAGAAGGGAUGAGCACAAGAAUUGUGAGCUUUCCCAGGACCAGGCUUCCACAGAAUCGGAGAAAACGUUGUUUAAAAGUGCAUUGAAAUUCUUUGGUCGAGGAGAAGAAUCUUCAGCAAGUAAAAUAGCAAAUGAAAAACAGGCAUCUGGAUUUUUGAACCUCUUUAAAACCCAUGUGAAUAAAGAAGGAUCAUCAGACUUGGAAAAGGAUGGUGUUAAAAAUGAAAAGGUAUCAUCUCAGGAAAAAAAAGAAACUUCUGGUGUUUCCAAUUUUUUUGGUACCCUUGGAGAUUUCUUUAAAACCAAUGUAUCUCCUUUACAGACAACUGAAAGUAAGUCUGUUACUUCAAUGACUGGUAAGGAUGAGGUCAGGUCAGGCCGUAAUCCUACUCAGCUUGCUAGUCAGGAUGUUGGGAACUUCUCUGCUGCACCGGUUUCCUCUAAAAGGAAGGUUAGAGGUAGAAGUUUGAACAAACAGACUACUAUUGACGAAAGUGGGCUGAAGGAAACAUCAGUGGAGGAAAUCCCAGGUAGUAAUCUGGUUGAGGAAGAGACACCCUUCAGAGACCACCUCCUCCAGAAAUCACCAAAUCCAUCUUUCUCAACAAGUAGUCUCAGAGAAUCUUCCAGAGAUUCUUCAAUAGAAACUAGAGGAGUGUCUACAGUGACAGAAAUUUCAAGGAGUAAUACAGUAUCUUUUGAUACUCUGAGCAGAAGAAAUUCAAAUGAACAAGAUCCUUUUCUUGACAAAGACUGUAGUUUUUCAACUGCCACAACAUCCCCAUCCCAAUCAGAAUUGCCAAGCAGAAAGAGUAUAUUUUCUUUCUUGACUGGUUCUGAAAAAUCUGAGAACAGAGCCUCUGCUACUCUACCAAGAGCCAAGUCUCAAGCGGAAGGGCUCUUCACUCUUCCCUCCUUUUUUUCCAGUACCAGCUCAAGCAUCAAGAAGGACGCCUCUCCUAACAGCUCUACUUUUAGUUUCUUCAGCUUGUCCUUUUUGGAUGAAAAGCAGCAGACUCCUAGGGAAAAACAGAACCUUGUAACUGUUGCACCAGUGACUUCCCAGCCCUGUAAGAAGCCACCUGUUUUUGUAGACACUAAUGGCACAGUAACUAGAGGAGAUUUCACAGGUCACAGAGCUAGCAUAGCCCAGGAAGUAGUUCAUGAACAGCAAAUGGCCCCUUGUAUUUUCGAUAGUGACACUGUGGAAGAUUCUUCCCUUGUAGAUGAGCUCAGUGAAGAGAAAACUCAGGAAAAACUGGGUACUGGUAAUGAACCAGAGACAUCUUCAGAUUUCCAGAUGAAUCAGUUGCAAAAAGACAUUGCUCCUGCUUCACCAGAACUCGGGGAAGAUACUGAAACAUCCUUUGCUGGUCCAGAUACCCUUGGGGUAACUCUCCAUGAAGAAGAGGCUGUCAGCUUGAAAGCCUGCCCUAAUGACUCACUGACCAAAUCUUUUUCACAUGGUAACCAGUUUAUCGAAAAGCUCAAUGAUUUAGACAGUUGUAAUCACCACCACCAGAAUGAAAGACUUCCUAGUGACCCACUGAACCUGCCCUUGGAAGAGGUCCCUGGUGAGAUCCCUCUGCAGACUCAGAAGCCAGCCUCCUCUUCUACAGAGCCAGGAGAUGCAGUGCAUCUCCAUAACCACGAUGCAGAUAAAGCGGAAGACAAAUCAGUGUUAGGCUCUUCGGUAGAAAUGCUUUCAGGGCUUGUGACUAAAGUAAAAUCUUUCUCUGGGUGUUUGACUGAACCUCCAAAAUCUUUCUCUGGACUUUUUACCUCUCCUAAAUCACCAAAGAAAAACCCUGUUUUCUCUCUUUCUCCAAAUGUGUCAUCACCACGCCUCAAAGGCGAGUUAUUCGGAAUUUUCAAAAGUCCCAAAUCAGAGACAUGCAAACAAGAGUCUUCUGUCCCUACUUCAUGGCUUCAAAACGGUUGUUCCAGAGAUGCUGUAGGAUCAGGGCCUCCAGAUAGCUUGUGGAGAGAAGCUGCGUCUGAAGCACCCAAUUCAGAAUCUACUCUCGGUGACUGUAGAAUGACUGUGUUUAAUGCAAAGUCAGAAUCGGAUAACUUGACAGAUAAUCAUAAACUAACAACCGACGUGGAAGACACUAAUGCUCCUGAAAAUACUCCAGAACCCCAAGGCUCUGAAAUAGUCGCUACAUCGUCUGUCUCAGAGGAAGAUACUGGACAAGGAGUAUUGUCUCUGAGUGACGAAGGAGACAUGGGGAUGUUGCAGGGCACAGACACAGAGGCAUCAAUGGAAGCAGAACAUAUUUUAUUGCCAACACAGUCACAUCCAGAUCCCACCUGGAUUCCCGAAGAGUCUCCUCCUUCAAUACAGCCCUCUCUCCCUCCUGAACCAGACUCAGCUUUUCAGACUGCCCCCAUAAACCUCGAUGUCUUGGAGCUGCAGGCAACCAAUGCACUAGAAACCAAUACUGCAUUAUCCAAUGAGGCAAGUGUCAACCAGGGCAUUGCACCGGAAACCCAAGAGCAUCUUUCUCAUCCUCUGCCAGAGGAACCUAUGCUUUGUGCCAAAGAAAGUUGUGGGAUACUUCAUACCCAGAAAGAUCCACCUGCAGUCCUCCAGGAAACAGAGCAGCCAAAACCUCAUUUUGAAAUCCCAAAAAUGACCAGUUGGCCAAAGCUCGGCUUCUCAUCCUCUGUUGCUGAUCAUGGGAAACCGUUGAGCUCUUUCUUUUCCUCACCUUCACCCUCUGACAGUAAAGCAGCAGAGACUGGUUUAAUGUCCGGUUUUAAGAAGUUGUCAACUAUAUUUGAGGGAGGUGGUGAGGGGAAAGGGAGUGUGCUGGCAGGCGAUCCCAAACUAGUGUUUGGAAGGAAGCUGGAUUUUUCAUUUCCGUGGCCAAAAGAGAACAAAGGGGGUCCUGCACAAAUGCCUGCAGAGCCCUGCCCUCCAGUCUUGGUUAUCAGCAAUAAUGGAGACCUUAAUACCACAGAGACAAACAAAACUUUGCAGUCUUAUCAAAUAUCUGAGGCUGGUGCUGAGCCAGCUAAGGUGUACACUCAGUCUUCGGGGAGUGCUGAGCAGCUGGAGGACAGGCCGAGUGUCUGUGUUGAUAGGAUUUCAGAGCCUGAGGAAGUAGAAAACCAGCAGGAAACACUAGCAACUGGAGAACACCAAGAUACCAAAGGCAACUUCUCUGGCUCCACCUGCCCUUCAGGGAAAUGUGAGGAAGAGCAUUGCGCUGUUCCUGAGCUACUUCACCAACCAGAAAAACAAGAAGAGGAAGCACCGUCUGCUGGCACUGACUCGGUUUCCAGUGUACAGCAGCCAGUCAUUCUGAAUGGCAUCGAGGAACCAAUGACCGGCAAAAGCCCCACCAGCAGCAGUAGGUAUGGCUCCUCCUGUAAUGUGAGCCAAGGAAGCUCUCAGCUGAGCGAACUAGACCAGUAUCAUGAACAGGAUGAUGACCGUCGAGAGAGGGACUCCAUUCAUUCCUACCACAGCUCUGGCAGCCUUUCCAGAGAUGGCCAAGCAGGUUAUGGAGAACAAGAGAAAGCCUUGGAGGUGACAGGUAAAGCAGAGAAGGGGAAAACAUGUGAACCCAAGGAGAUGAACGAAGAUGCCACAACCCAUCCUCCCCCAGAUCUGGUGCUACACAAAGACCACAUCGUAGGCCCCCAGGAGAGUUUUCCUAAGGAGAAUGCAUCUUCACCAUUUACCCAAGCUAGAGUGCACUGGAUCCGAGCUGUUACCAAAGUCCGGCUGCAGCUGCAAGAGAUUCCAGAUGAUGGUGACCCCUCUGUGCCUCAGUGGCUCCCAGAAGGGCCGGCUGGAGGGCUCUAUGGCAUUGACAGCAUGCCAGAUCUACGCAGAAAGAAGCCACUGCCACUUGUCAGUGAUCUGUCGCUGGUCCAGUCCCGGAAGGCAGGGAUUACUUCUGCAAUGGCUACACGUACCUCUCUCAAGGAUGAAGAGCUGAAAUCCCAUGUGUAUAAGAAAACCCUACAGGCCUUAAUCUACCCCAUCUCCUGCACCACACCCCACAACUUUGAAGUCUGGUCGGCCAGUACCCCAACCUACUGCUACGAGUGUGAAGGCCUGCUCUGGGGCAUUGCCCGGCAGGGCAUGCGCUGCAGCGAGUGUGGAGUCAAGUGCCAUGAGAAGUGCCAGGACUUGCUCAAUGCCGACUGCCUGCAGCGGGCUGCAGAAAAGAGCUCUAAACAUGGAGCUGAGGACCGGACCCAAAAUAUUAUCAUGGCCAUGAAAGACCGCAUGAAGAUCCGAGAGCGGAACAAACCAGAGAUCUUUGAAGUUAUCCGAGAUGUCUUCUCAGUGAGCAAAGUUGCCCAUGUGCAGCAAAUGAAAACAGUGAAGCAGAGUGUAUUAGAUGGCACCUCCAAAUGGUCAGCCAAGAUUACCAUCACUGUGGUGUGUGCCCAGGGCCUACAAGCCAAGGAUAAAACAGGAUCUAGUGACCCUUAUGUGACUGUGCAAGUUGGCAAAACCAAGAAGCGUACCAAGACCAUUUUUGGAAACUUGAAUCCUGUUUGGGAGGAGAAGUUCCAUUUUGAGUGCCACAACUCCUCUGACCGCAUUAAGGUACGUGUAUGGGAUGAAGAUGAUGACAUCAAGUCCAGAGUAAAGCAGCGACUAAAGCGAGAGUCCGAUGAUUUCCUUGGCCAGACCAUCAUCGAAGUUCGGACACUGAGUGGCGAGAUGGACGUGUGGUACAACCUGGAGAAGAGAACAGACAAGUCAGCCGUGUCGGGGGCUAUCCGACUACAAAUCAGUGUGGAGAUCAAGGGGGAGGAGAAGGUAGCCCCCUACCACGUGCAGUAUACAUGUCUCCAUGAGAACCUUUUCCAUUACCUCACAGACAUUCAGGGCAGUGGAGGAGUCCGGAUCCCUGAGGCUCGAGGAGAUGAUGCCUGGAAAGUGUACUUUGAUGAGACAGCCCAAGAAAUUGUGGAUGAAUUUGCCAUGCGCUAUGGCAUCGAAUCCAUAUACCAGGCCAUGACGCACUUUGCAUGUUUGUCAUCCAAGUACAUGUGUCCUGGUGUGCCAGCAGUGAUGAGCACCUUACUAGCCAACAUCAAUGCCUACUAUGCCCACACAACUGCCUCUACCAAUGUUUCUGCAUCUGAUCGCUUUGCAGCCUCCAACUUUGGGAAAGAGAGAUUUGUGAAACUUCUGGACCAGCUACACAACUCACUGAGGAUUGACCUCUCCACAUACAGGAACAAUUUCCCGGCUGGGAGCCCCGAGCGACUUCAGGACUUGAAAUCCACAGUGGACUUGCUGACCAGCAUUACUUUCUUCAGAAUGAAGGUACAAGAGCUACAGAGCCCUCCAAGAGCCAGCCAGGUGGUAAGGGAUUGUGUGAAGGCCUGCUUGAACUCCACAUACGAGUAUAUCUUCAACAACUGCCACGACCUGUACAGCCACCAGUACCAGCUGAAUCAGGAGCUACCUCCAGAGGAACAAGGACCCAGCAUUCAGAACCUGGAUUUCUGGCCCAAACUAAUCACACUCAUCGUGUCAAUCAUAGAGGAAGAUAAGAAUUCCUACACGCCUGUUCUGAACCAGUUUCCUCAGGAAUUGAAUGUGGGAAAAGUCAGUGCGGAAGUGAUGUGGCAUCUUUUUGCCCAGGACAUGAAAUAUGCACUGGAGGAGCAUGAAAAAGACCGGCUGUGUAAGAGUGCUGACUACAUGAACCUGCACUUCAAGGUGAAGUGGCUGCACAAUGAAUACGUGCGGGAUCUGCCUGCCCUCCAAGGGCAGGUGCCUGAGUACCCAGCGUGGUUUGAGCAGUUUGUGCUGCAGUGGCUGGAUGAGAAUGAAGAUGUGUCCCUGGAAUUCCUGCGUGGGGCCCUGGAACGAGACAAGAAGGAUGGGUUCCAGCAGACAUCGGAGCAUGCACUCUUCUCCUGCUCUGUGGUGGACGUCUUCACCCAGCUCAACCAGAGCUUUGAGAUCAUCCGGAAGCUGGAAUGCCCAGACCCCAGCAUCCUUGCCCACUACAUGAGGAGAUUUGCUAAGACCAUCGGGAAGGUGCUGAUGCAGUAUGCAGACAUCUUAUCCAAGGACUUCCCAGCCUACUGCACAAAGGAGAAACUGCCCUGCAUUCUGAUGAACAACAUGCAGCAGCUGAGGGUCCAGCUGGAGAAGAUGUUUGAGGCCAUGGGAGGCAAGGAGCUGGACCCUGAAGCUGCAGACAGUCUGAAGGAGCUACAGGUGAAACUGAACACGGUUCUGGAUGAACUCAGCAUGGUGUUUGGAAACAGUUUCCAGGUGCGGAUUGAUGAGUGUAUUCGACAAAUGGCGGACAUCCUGGGCCAGGUUCGGGGCACGGGAAAUUCAUCCCCCAAUGCCAGGGCCUCCGCGGCUCAGGAUGCAGAUGGUGCACUCCGGCCUCUCAUGGACUUCUUGGAUGGCAACCUCACACUCUUUGCCACCGUGUGUGAGAAGACGGUUCUGAAACGUGUCCUGAAGGAGCUCUGGCGGGUAGUGAUGAACACAAUGGAAAGGAUGAUUGUCCUGCCCCCCCUCACCGACCACACGGGCACCCAGCUGAUCUUCACUGCUGCCAAAGAGCUGAGCCAGCUUUCCAAACUCAAGGACCACAUGGUACGAGAGGAAACACGGAGUCUCACGCCAAAGCAAUGCGCUGUCCUUGACCUCGCCCUGGACACCAUCAAGCAAUACUUCCAUGCAGGAGGCAAUGGGCUGAAAAAGGCAUUCCUGGAGAAGAGCCCAGAUUUGCAGUCCCUCCGCUACGCCCUAUCUCUGUACACACAGACCACAGACACUCUCAUCAAGACCUUCGUGCGCUCACAGAUUGCACAGGGGUCCGGUGUGGAGGAUCCUGUGGGAGAAGUCUCCAUUCAGGUGGACCUGUUUACACACCCUGGUACCGGGGAGCACAAGGUCACAGUGAAAGUGGUGGCUGCCAAUGACCUCAAGUGGCAAACAGCGGGUAUGUUCCGGCCUUUUGUGGAAGUGACCAUGGUUGGCCCACAUCAAAGCGACAAGAAGAGGAAGUUCACAACCAAGUCCAAAAGCAACAACUGGGCCCCCAAGUACAAUGAGACAUUCCACUUCCUCCUGGGAAAUGAAGAGGGGCCGGAGGCCUAUGAGCUGCAGAUAUGCGUGAAGGAUUACUGCUUUGCCCGGGAGGAUCGUGUGCUAGGGCUGGCAGUGAUGCCUCUGAGGGAUGUGGCAGCCAAGGGCAGCUGUGCCUGCUGGUGCCCCUUGGGCCGGAAGAUCCACAUGGAUGAGACAGGCGUGACCAUUCUCCGGAUUCUGUCUCAGAGAAGCAAUGACGAAGUAGCCCGAGAAUUUGUGAAACUCAAAUCAGAGUCUCGUUCCACGGAGGAGGGGAGCUGAACACCUUUGGCUUAUGUGCCAACCAGGCAGCGCCGAUUCCCCAAAUCAAGGCCAAUGGGAGUUAGCUACAUAGUCUGCUUAGGGUCCUUGUAGUCAAGAGUCUGACCCCUUCAGUUAAGAAUAGUUAAGGAAAAUUUAGGAUGGUGCGAGUAUAGCUUUUCACAGUAAGGGUCAUGAAUCCCUGAGCAUCAGGCCUGUGGUGCUAGGAGCUAGGCUGUGGGUUACCACGUGGAAAGAUUUUCCAUAGAGAGAGGGGGACAUUUCUGAGUAUCGGCCAUUCCACAUAAACUAUCUCUACCCCUCUCCAGUUAGACACUUACAUGCCAAUCAUUAGAAGAACAAGUUUCUAGAGGGCCUAGGUCAUGCCUGGCUGGCAUGGUAGUCAGUUGAGCCCACAGUUACAGCUGGGCCUUGUGGUAUGGAUUGGAGUUGGCCAGUGCAGGAGCACCCAGACUAGAAUUGACUGUCACUUCAGCAGCAGCCACUGAUUGAGUGUUGAUCCAGUGAAAGCAAGGCUUUGAAACUGAACAAGAUACUGAGUGGUGCUUCAGAGCCCUGAGCAGAAUAUUUAUUUGGAACUCAGGCACCAGGGCCACCCAGCCAGGAGUCCCCGAACCGUGCUUCUGUACGCAGGGGGUGCUGCGUAGUGCCUGAGAGGCCAUGCUCAUGUGUAGUUGUACCUGAGGCCUAGCUGAAGAUCCAUCAGCAUUUUCUUCUUGGGUAGGCCCUGAACAAAGCCAAUAUUUUGGAAACCAAGCUCAAAAGAGUCCUCACCUGUAGCUCCUGCCUUCUGGGGCUGUUCUCCACCUUGAAGGAGAAAAAUCUCGCCUUGAGCCUCCCCCCACCCUUUCCUCAGGGUCAGCUGCUGUGUCCCUCAUCGGUGUUCAAGCCUACAGUGGCGCUGGGAACCUGACCCCCCUGGACUGGCUGGACAGAGAGUGGCCUGAACACUCCCUGGGAGGUCAGAGACAAACUUCCAGGCGGCCAGAUGGACUUCCUAGGCUCCCGCUCAGAGAUGCGACAUGGUCCAUGGGUUUCCUCAGCAACAGCCCCCUGGACUUCCUGCGGACUCAGCAUUGUCCACAAGCUGUACCGGCCACUACAGGAAACAAGAAACGGAGCAUCUCUGCUGUUGUUAAUUACUGUAUGUGCCAUUGUUACAGGGGAUUCUAGGCUAGUCUGUAAUAAAUUAUCUUAGCAGUC